This is a messenger RNA of Macroventuria anomochaeta, 960 nucleotides long. RefSeq lists its product as uncharacterized. The transcript has a single exon. The record is from RefSeq and is a predicted model, not a curated record. Lineage: Eukaryota; Fungi; Ascomycota; Dothideomycetes; Pleosporales; Didymellaceae. The coding region runs from base 69 to 569 and encodes 166 amino acids.
CUUCCGAGUUUGCUGCAGGCGUCAACGUAGCCAGAAUCAUCGAGGGUCUGCGUCCAACCUACGAAGUCAUGGAUGCAUGCCGUGAUGCCCAAAAGCAAAACUCAGAGCUCGAGAUCGCCGGCUUUCACAUUGGACUAUUCAUGAACUACUUAGGUUUCGGUGCGUCCCACAACGAAGAAGACCCUGUCCACGGCAUCGUAUUCGAAUGGCCUGUCGUUUGGGACAUGAAGAACAUGAAAGCAAGGACCCCGUUGUCACCCGAAGGCAACAUACCACGGCUUUUGCUGACCGAGCUCAGUGACGUAGGUCGCUUCACCGCUGCAGCAUGCCUGCUGCCCAAGGGUGCUUGGAGGGAGGAGUUCAACUUCGUUGGCGAGACAACCAGGAUGGACGAGGUUGUGAAUAUCAUCGAAAAGGUGCGUGGGAGGAAGAUGGAAGUCAGCUAUCGUCCGUACAAGCAGAUCGUUGAGGAAGAGGCCAAGGAGACGGUUGAGUGGCCGAACAAGUUCUGGCUUCAAGCUGAGAUAGUGCAUGCGCUGGACAAGACUGGAGAGGGCGUGAUUGUGUGACGGUUAAUGGAGUAUAGAGGUCAUGUGUGCCACGUGUGUUGGCGCAGUGCUCUUGCCCUUUCCAACAAGCCCUUUCUACCUCUGUUUGAACGACAAAUACGUCAUGUAAACAGACCCUGAUGGCCCGGUGAGAGAGACAGAACACUGAACAAGAACAACAACAAUAUAUACCGAUUUUACUGCUCGCGCGGUUACCCCUGACUUACUGCUCUGCGCGGUUACACCUUCACUUAUUGCAUUUACUGCAACAGAUUGAGCCUAUCCACAAUGAUAUGGUGCUACAGGGGAAGCCAGUGUCGGUUGAGGAGUACCUUAAGAAGUUCUGGUCGCCGUAGCCUUGUCAUAUCAACGCAGCGACUGAGAAGUGUAUGUUCGUUCCUGCAUGCUGAGA